This is a messenger RNA of Tripterygium wilfordii, 2642 nucleotides long. RefSeq names its product zinc finger protein GAI-ASSOCIATED FACTOR 1-like. Gene Ontology annotation, molecular function: DNA-binding transcription factor activity. Gene Ontology annotation, cellular component: nucleus. The record is from RefSeq and is a predicted model, not a curated record. The transcript is spliced from 4 exons. The coding region runs from base 493 to 2055 and encodes 520 amino acids. Lineage: Eukaryota; Viridiplantae; Streptophyta; Magnoliopsida; Celastrales; Celastraceae.
AACUCAUUUUCUAUUGAUAAUCUUUUUCUGUCCUCUGAAAAGAAGAGAGUACCGAGGCCAAGACCAAAGACUUGGCAAAACCUCGGUUUUUUUUUUUUCGCACACAAAAAGUCUUCUGCUUCUCUUUAUGAUUCUCUGCUUAUCGCACAUGCCAUAUGCGAUCUUUCUCGAAGUGUUUUGUUGUAGGGAUUCGCAGUUUAUUGAUUUAAUUUGGACUGUUAGAUCAGGUUCCAGUCUCCGGCACUUGGUUUUCCGGUGACUUUGUUUUUUCUUUUUCUGGGUUUUGAGGGGACUGGGUUUAAUGAUUGAGUUUCUUCGAUUAAUGCGAGUUAUUUUGUCAGAGACAGUAAUGAGAGCUAGUAGGUGGGUAAAAGAAAAAGAGGGAUAUUGACUGGUUGCUGAGAAAGGGCAAAAGAGAAACUUUUUAUAAACAAAAUUUUCUUGGAAUAUCUGCUCUAAAUUUUCUCUUGGAACCCCAGAAGGCAAUCACUCAUGCCGGUUGAUUUGGAUAAUUCCUCUACAGCUUCUGGCGAGGCCAGUGUGUCCUCCUCCGGUAAUCAACCUCCACCGCCGAAGUCCACUGCCACCAAGAAGAAGCGAAACCUCCCCGGCAUGCCAGAUCCAGAUGCAGAGGUGAUUGCUCUUUCUCCAAAAACCCUCAUGGCCACAAACAGAUUCGUUUGUGAAAUUUGCAACAAAGGCUUCCAAAGAGACCAGAAUCUGCAGCUUCAUCGGCGUGGACACAAUCUGCCGUGGAAACUUAGGCAGCGAUCGAGCAAAGAAGUGAAGAAGAGAGUCUAUGUGUGCCCCGAGGUGACCUGUGUCCACCACGAUCCGUCCAGAGCUCUGGGCGAUCUUACUGGAAUAAAGAAGCAUUUCUGCAGAAAACACGGCGAGAAGAAGUGGAAGUGCGACAAGUGCUCCAAGAAAUACGCGGUGCAGUCCGAUUGGAAAGCUCACUCAAAAAUUUGCGGCACCAGAGAGUAUAAAUGCGAUUGUGGCACUCUGUUUUCUAGAAGGGAUAGCUUUAUCACGCACAGAGCGUUUUGUGAUGCAUUGACAGAGGAGAGUGCUAGAGCCCAGACUCAUCCUCAGAGUCGUAAUAAUCAAAAUCGAGCACCUCCGGUAAAUCUGAACCCGGAACCGGAGCCGGAGGCCAAGGUCGCCGAAUCGCCUCCAUUACCUUCAGUUCCAGCUACUGUUACAGCACCUGCUACAGUCCCAUCAUCUGUUUCUCAGUCAACUGGUGCAUCAUCCUCUGUUUUGCAAAUUCGAAGUCCAGUGCCUGAAAAUCCAACUCAAAUUGUCGAUGAUGGACCAGCGCCUGCAACAACAACAACUGGCUUUAAUGGAAGCUGUAGCGGCAGCACCAGCUCAGGAAACAAUGGGAGCACCAGCAGUACUCUAUUUGCUAGCUUGUUUGCUUCCUCGACUGCUUCAGGGAGCUUACAGCCUCCUCAGGUUCCUGCCUUUGCUGACCUAAUCAGAUCAUUUGGGCAUCCUGAUCACACUACGGAUCUCGCCCCAUCUUCGUCUGCAGAACCCAUCUCUUUAUGUCUUUCCACCAAUCCCGGGUCGUCCAUUUUUGGGACCGCAGGGCAGGAACGAAGAUAUGCACCACCACCGCAGCCAGCCAUGUCUGCCACUGCACUUCUACAAAAAGCUGCUCAAAUGGGUGCUGCAGCUAGUAAUGCUUCAUUGCUUCGUGGACUUGGGAUAGUUCCUUCUUCUUCAAAGGCUGCACAGCAAGAUAGUUUGCAAUGGGGCCAACGACAUGUGGAGGCUGAGAAUGGCACAAUUGCUGCAGGACUCGGGCUUGGGCUUCCUUGUGAUGGGACCUCUGGUUUAAAGGAAUUGAUGAUGGGAACUCCUGUGUUUGGCCCCAAGGAAACAACUCUUGAUUUUCUUGGGCUGGGAAUUGCUGCAGGUGGCAGCCCCAAUGGAGGUUUAUCUGCUUUAAUUACAUCGAUCAAUGGUGGCCUUGAUGUGGCUGCAGCAGCAGCAUCUUAUGGAGGUGGAGAAUUUUCCGGUAAGGAUAUUGGAAGAAGCUCGUGAUAUGAACCAUACUUCCUCCAUUUGUACAACGUACAGGUCAUCUGGUUGUAGAUAAUUGGCGUAGCAGGGGGAAAGCAGUCUCCGUGUAGCUAAGUAUGAAAUCUUCUUCGGCAAUCACGCUUUUUUGAUGUGUUGUUGGACUGGAGUUUGUCGAGAACUUCUCCGAGUGGCAUUGAACUAAGAUAGCCUCAAAUCUGGAUACUCUUUGCUUCUUUUGGACCUUUGGGGAUCCAAAUAUCAUUCGGCAAACUUGCGCAAAGAUGAUGGGUGUCUAAAAUCGCUGGCAUUGGAAGGAAGAACCCCUGCAAUUGUUUGAGGUCCAUGGAGCUGCAUUCUUUGUGUAGCAGAGUAGGAUAAAUUGUCAUCACUUGUUCUAUAUAUAUGUUCUGGCUGUAUCGAUUUGGAUAGAUCAAGUUAGACCUUGUUAUUUAUUUUGAUUCUCCUUCCCUGCUUCCCCUCUCGAGUUUUGCAGGUAGAGGAUCUGAAUUGAUCAAUUGUGGUACUCAUGUUUGAUUUUCAUUAUCAGAUGUUCAAUUAUUAUCUAUCUUUUGGUAAUGAACAAAGAACAUUAAUGUUCAACAGCAUCA